Molecule: messenger RNA, 1852 nt
Organism: Pyrus x bretschneideri (Chinese white pear)
Lineage: Eukaryota; Viridiplantae; Streptophyta; Magnoliopsida; Rosales; Rosaceae
Product: glutamate decarboxylase 1
Exons: 7
Coding region: 83-1588 (501 amino acids)
Biological process (GO): L-glutamate catabolic process
Cellular component (GO): cytosol
Molecular function (GO): glutamate decarboxylase activity; pyridoxal phosphate binding
Source: RefSeq, a predicted model, not a curated record
CUACUAUCCAUCUUCUUCCUUCCCAAAACCCCAAUCUCCUACACAAUACCACAUUUACAUCUCUAGAUCGAUCAUCACCGCCAUGGCUCUCUCAAGGGCUGCGUCGGAGUCGGACGUCUCCGUCCACUCAACCUUCGCUUCUCGAUACGUCCGAACUUCUCUUCCUAGGUUCAAAAUGGCGGAAAAUUCGAUCCCGAAGGAGGCAGCGUACCAGAUCAUAAACGAUGAGCUGAUGUUGGAUGGGAACCCUAGGCUGAAUCUGGCAUCGUUCGUGACGACAUGGAUGGAGCCUGAGUGUGAUAAACUCAUGAUGGCCUCCAUCAACAAGAACUACGUCGACAUGGAUGAGUACCCUAUCACCACUGAGCUCCAGAAUCGGUGCGUAAACAUGAUAGCUCAUCUGUUCAAUGCACCAUUGGGAGAUUCAGAGGCAGCAGUUGGAGUGGGAACGGUGGGCUCUUCUGAGGCCAUCAUGUUGGCUGGCUUGGCAUUCAAGAGGAAGUGGCAAAACAAGAGGAGAGCUGAGGGCAAACCCGUUGACAAACCCAACAUUGUCACCGGAGCCAAUGUCCAGGUGUGCUGGGAGAAGUUUGCAAGGUACUUUGAGGUGGAGUUGAAGGAGGUGAAGUUGAGGGAGGGCUACUAUGUAAUGGACCCUGAGAAAGCAGUGGAAAUGGUUGAUGAGAACACAAUCUGCGUUGCUGCUAUCCUCGGCUCCACCCUCAACGGUGAGUUCGAAAAUGUGAAGCUCUUGAAUGAUCUCUUGAUAGAGAAGAACAAGGAAACUGGAUGGGAUACUCCAAUCCAUGUAGACGCAGCAAGUGGUGGGUUUAUUGCUCCAUUUCUUUACCCAGAACUGGAAUGGGAUUUCCGUUUGCCCCUUGUGAAGAGCAUCAACGUUAGCGGACACAAGUACGGACUUGUGUACGCAGGGAUUGGAUGGGUCAUCUGGAGGAACAAAGAAGAUUUGCCGGAGGAACUCAUCUUCCAUAUCAACUAUCUUGGAGCUGACCAACCUACUUUCACCCUCAACUUCUCAAAAGGCUCCAGCCAAGUUAUUGCUCAAUAUUAUCAACUGAUUCGCUUGGGUUUUGAGGGAUACAAGAAUGUCAUGGAAAAUUGUCGUGAAAACAUGAUAGUACUAAAAGAAGGAUUGGAGAAGACAAGUCGCUUCAACAUAGUCUCCAAAGACGAAGGUGUACCCUUGGUGGCCUUCUCUUUGAAGGAUAACCAUCGCCACGACGAGUUUGAAAUCUCCGACUUGCUUCGCCGCUUCGGAUGGAUAAUUCCGGCAUACACCAUGCCCCCGGACGCACAACACAUCACCGUGCUACGUGUCGUCAUUAGGGAAGACUUCUCUCGCACUUUGGCGGAGCGGCUCGUGAAUGACAUCAAAAAAGUGUUGAGUGAACUUGACAGGCUUCCAUCUAAGCUUAGCUCCAAUGUGAAGGCUGCUGAUGAAGAUGGUGAGAAACCUGGGACGACACUUGAGAGUAAGAAGAGUGAUUUGGAGAAAACAAGGGAGAUCACGACAAUUUGGAGGAAGUUUGUUAUGGCCAGGAAGCAGAAGAUGAAUGUUGUUUGUUAGAAAGGUCUCCCUUUUGCUACUCUUAAUGAAUUAUUGACCUAUCUUCUAAGAUUAUGUGUGUUAUGGCCAGGUUAGGGUUAUUUCUGUACUUGUACUAUUGUCCUUACAAUUCGGGUGGGAGUGAGCGUCCAUUUUGUUUGGUGUGUGACAAUUUCUUUUGCUCAAGUAGUUGAUGCCGGCUGCUGAGCAUUUUACCCCUUUUUACUUUGUAAAAGUUCAAAAGGGGCUCCUGAGUAUGUAUGCUGAUGACAAGACUUAAUUAAA